Spinacia oleracea (spinach) is the source of this 1832-nucleotide messenger RNA. Its product is annotated as myb-related protein 2. Bases 334 to 1605 code for a protein of 423 amino acids. The transcript is spliced from 7 exons. Lineage: Eukaryota; Viridiplantae; Streptophyta; Magnoliopsida; Caryophyllales; Amaranthaceae. The record is from RefSeq and is a predicted model, not a curated record. Gene Ontology annotation, molecular function: DNA binding; DNA-binding transcription factor activity.
AAGUGGACCACAGGACAGGAAGGACAAGAUCUCUUUUGAGUUGCAAUGAAAAUAUAGAUUAGGUUGCGUUCAUUGUUGGCUCUGUCCAAGAUUCCAUAUUCUCUCAACUUUUCAUUACCUCUGGUUCUCCUUCCUAUAAAAGCCUCUCAUAGCUUGCUAUUUUUUUCAUUGAAACGGUGAUAAAAUAUUUGUAACAGAAGUAGAAGAUAAUUUGGUUUCUCAAGAGUGUAUACAAGAUAAUAGGAAGCAAAGAGAACGAGCAAAUAACUCGGAAGAUCCAAGACACAGCCUCAUAUAUUUAGAUACAGAAGCAAACAUCUAUUUUCUCAGGAUAUGUUUCAUCACCAUACCCAACCAAGCAUGUACCCUUCCCCAAGGAUGUCAGCUCCUCAAGAAAGGCAGCUCUUCCUGCAAGGUGGAAAUGGCUCAAGAGAUUCAAAUCUCGUCCUUUCAACUGAUGCAAAGCCAAGAUUGAAAUGGACGCCUGAUCUUCAUGAACGAUUUGUAGAAGCAGUAAAUCAACUAGGGGGAGCAGAUAAAGCUACCCCAAAAACAGUCAUGAAACUCAUGGGAAUUCCAGGGCUAACUUUAUACCACUUAAAGAGCCAUCUUCAGAAGUACAGACUAAGCAAGAAUAUUCAUGGACAAACGCCACAGACCUCAAGCGGGGCCAACAAAACUGUUGUCAUGUCAGCCUCAGGUGAUAAAAUGCCAGAAACAAGUCCUUCCCAUACCAGCAGUAUCAACAUCGCCCCCCAAACAAACAAGAACUUACAUAUAAAUGAAGCAUUGCAUAUGCAAAUUGAAGUCCAGAGAAGGCUACACGAGCAGCUUGAGGUACAUGAUCCUGUCUACUUCCAAUUCAAACAGAAUGGCCUUUCACCUAAUGCGGAAACAACAACAGCUGCUCAGAAUUUACAGAGACAUCAUCCUAAGAACAGUCGUGACAAAGAUGUACAGAGGCGUUUACAGCUGCGGAUAGAGGCUCAAGGAAAAUACCUUCAAGCAGUCUUAGAAAAAGCUCAGGAGACGCUAGGAAAGCAGAACAUUGGUGUAGUUGGUCUGGAGGCUGCGAAACUUCAGCUCUCUGAAUUAGUUUCAAAGGUAUCCAACCAAUGCUUAAACUUGGCCUUCGCAGAGAUAGCAGAAGAACAGCACGGAACAUGCCCUAAGCAGCAAAUUCAACCCCACAAACCAAUGGGAGAUUGUUCUAUUGAUAGCUGCUUAACCUCAUGUGAUGGACCUCAGCAAAGAGAGCAUGGUAUGCACAACAGCGAGUUGGGGUUAAGACCAUAUAAUGAUACCAGAUUCUUGGAGGGAAAUGAUUUCAAUGGAAAUCUAAAAGAGCAUGCCACAAUACUUUUCCCUGCUACAACUCCGCAAGACACAGGAAAAAUGAUGUUCCGAGUGGAUGGAGCCUGCAGUGAUUUGUCCAUGAGUGUCGGCGUUGGAGGAGACUCACGGGAUCAGAACACAUUUCAGCUCGAUAAUAAGAACUACAAGCUUCCUCCAUUUAGUGGUGAUCUUGACUUGAAUACCCAAGACGAACCUGAUGUCCCUUCAAGCAUCAGGCAUUUGGACCUCAAUGGAUUAAGCUGGACAUAAGAGCCACUUGACAAACAACAAAAAGUUUCGGAAUUAGCACAACCAUCGAUCACUUCACUGGGUAUGGAGCUGUCUGUACCAUAACAUUUAACAUCAUACCCAUUUAAAGAAUUGAAUGACAUGAAUUUAAGUCAGCUUGUAAGCCUCGCCACACGAUUAGAUUUGCGUGGCCUUUUCUUGUUCAUGUGUUUUAUACGAUAAAUUAGAAUUAUUGCCUAUUCAAUUGA